Messenger RNA from Akanthomyces muscarius, 1842 nucleotides. RefSeq lists its product as uncharacterized. NCBI's taxonomy places the organism in Eukaryota, Fungi, Ascomycota, Sordariomycetes, Hypocreales, Cordycipitaceae. The transcript has 4 exons. Gene Ontology annotation, cellular component: intracellular membrane-bounded organelle. The record is from RefSeq and is a predicted model, not a curated record. Bases 1 to 1842 code for a protein of 613 amino acids. Gene Ontology annotation, biological process: magnesium ion homeostasis.
AUGCGCAGCACUGCUUCGGCUGGUGGUCUAGCCAGCCUCCGCCCUGCCGUCCUCGGCAUGGCGCGGGUCGUUGGUCUGGGCCUCUCGUCGGUCGCCGCGGCACCUCUGCACUCGUCGCGCGCCCACGAUCGCCACGAUGAUGGCCCUGAUACGCCUCUCUGGGUGCUCUGCGUCGCCUCAAUGGCUCUGGUCCUUCUCGGCGGUGCCUUUGCUGGUCUAACUAUUGCAUUGAUGGGCCAGGAUAGCAUCUAUCUCCAGGUCGUCUCGGGAGACCCCGAAGAGCCGCAGCAUAAGAAUGCCAGACGCGUCCUCGAUCUCCUCAACAAGGGCAAGCACUGGGUCCUCGUCACGUUGCUCCUCGCCAACGUCAUCGUCAAUGAGUCGCUUCCCGUCGUCCUCGACCGCACCCUAGGCGGUGGCAUCGCUGCCGUCGUCGGAAGUACUGUUCUUAUCGUCAUCUUUGGCGAGAUCGUUCCUCAAUCUAUCUGCGUCCGAUACGGCCUGCCCAUCGGUGGCUACAUGUCGAAGCCCGUCAUUGCCCUCAUGUACUUUCUGAGCCCCGUCGCCUGGCCCACAGCCAAACUGCUCGACUGGAUCCUCGGCGAGGACCAUGGCACCGUCUACAAGAAGAGCGGCCUCAAGACCCUCGUCACGCUACACAAGUCGCUCGGUGACCUCUCGGAGCGUCUCAACCAGGACGAGGUCACAAUCAUCACCGCCGUGCUCGACCUGAAGGACAAGCCCGUCUCCGAGGUCAUGACCCCCAUGGAGGACGUCUACACCCUGUCCGAGGACCACAUCCUUGACGAAAAGACCAUGGACAACAUUUUGUCCUCUGGCUACUCACGCAUCCCGAUUUACCGCUCCGGCCAGCCCACCGACUUUGUUGGCAUGCUUCUUGUCAAGACCCUCAUCACAUACGACCCUGAAGACAAAAUCCCCGUUCGCGAGGUGCCUCUGGGUGCCAUUGUCGAAACUCGUCCGGAAACCAGCUGUCUCGACAUUAUCAACUUCUUCCAAGAAGGCAAAUCCCAUCUUGUCCUGGUCUCGGAAGACCCUGGCUCUGACCACGGCGCCAUCGGUGUUGUCACGCUCGAGGAUGUCAUUGAGGAGUUGAUUGGAGAGGAAAUCGUCGACGAAUCCGAUGUAUACAUUGACGUUCACAAGGCCAUCCGACGCCUUACGCCCGCCCCUCGCGCCCGCUGCGGCCACGUCGACGUCGCCGCCGCUGCCGGCCAUGCUGGUACCGCCAUUGCUGCUAAGAAGACGUCUGACAACACGACCCUGGUCGGACACGAUGAAGCGGGCGACGGCUCCACGCUCAAGGUUGGCUCGCUCGGCGCCCUCAGCGACGACGGCGACGGGCGCUACAGCCCCAAGGUGGCCGUGCUGAUGAAGCGCCGCGGCUCCGUCGGCCCUGAUGGCCGCAUGGAGGCGCCCAUUUCCGUCAAGACAUCCCUCAAGGAAAUGAAAUCGUCGCAGCUGCGCCUUGGUCCGGCCAACCGCGCCGCUCACCCCCGUAGCAAUACCCGCAACGUCUUCAAGAUCAAGCAGGGCCUCACCCCGCACCAGCGAGUUGCCACGCUCAAGGCUGACGCCGGCGCUGUCAACGGCGACCGCCCACCCUCGGUCCAGAGCAUUGCGGAGGCACUGCACACGGAACCGGAGCACUUUGAAUCGCUGCCGGCUGCGGCAAUCCCAGAGCAGCAGCAGCAGCAGCAGCCUGAUGACGAGACGACGCCGCUGUUGAAUUCGGAUGCUAAUGGUGCAGAGACGAUAAAACCGUAUGGGGCCAAUGGCAACUCGAAAAGUAAAAAGAACAAGAAGGGCAAGAAGAAGUAA